AUGGCAAACAAAACAGAUGACGUCAAGACGCUGAUCCUCCAAGGGAAUUGUGAGGAAAAGAUUACACACCUGGGCACUGCGUUGGCACACUUUACCCAACUAAAAAUUUUGGAUCUGUCGAGAAACCUGCUCCAAAAUAUUGAGGGCAUUGAGCAUAUCAAAUCGCUGGAAGUCUUGAAUUUGUACUACAACUCUAUUGAAGACUUGUUCGAAAUCAAACGACUGCAAUGUAACCCUAACCUGAGGGAUUUAGACUUACGCUUGAAUCCGAUUUCCCGGUUAACGGCGGAUUAUCGUCGCUACCUUAGUUAUCUUCUACCGCAAUUGAAAACAUUGGAUUGUCGACCACUUCGACGCACGGAGUCAGCUCUAGAGGAUUCACUACCAAUCAGCAGCGAAGAACACAACAAUCACCCCAAAAAUGAGCGGAAUUGCACACAGGAGUCUACGGGUAACACAGGAGAGCGCUUUCAUUUUGGGUGUUGGAAACAGGAGCUACUGAGAGAAUCCAGUGAACAGAUCGAAACUCCACUGCGAUCACGCAGUUAUGCCGAUAUCCAAAAAUCGGCAAAGUGGUCCCACCACAAUAAUACUAAGAUCUUCCCGUCUGAAGAGUCGCCAAAAAUUACAAGUUUCACAGGUGUUUCACCUUACUGGCUGGACGAUCACGUUGAGAAACAGCGUUCGGCACUCGUUGAGUAUUAUUCAUCCAGAGACACAUUUCCAAAUGAGCUUGAGUUACCUAGUGCGAAUGAAACUCGUGUACACACGGAAGACUCCUACACAAACCAUAAAGAAAGGGCAGAAAAAGCUUCGAAGGAUGCUAAAUCAAAUGACAGUAUUCCUAACGACCGAAAAACCGGCGAUAGUGGUACAUACAGUGGAUCAUCUGUCACAGCUUUCAUUCGUGAAUCGGCCCCAAAACCUCUCGAACUUCCCAUUGGAAAAAGAGAUUCGCAAGAAAAACUGCUAAAAGAAAACGAUAUCAGCCCCAGUGGAUACGCAAAAAUUGAUCAGCCAUUCUUGAUUGCACUGAAGAGCUUGAUAAGAGAUGCGGUUUCAGAAAGUUUCGCUCAGUAUGCCAAUAGAUGCAGUGUUCUUGCACCGGAUCGCAGAGCGCUUGAGCAAACAUAUCACUUGGAGACCUGCGUCACCUCCUCGAGAUCGGAAAAAGCAGCACUGAAAUUGGUUGAACAGUCUUCAGUGUUACCGGAAAAGCCCUCGGCAUGGACGAAGGCGAUAACCAGCGCAGCUGAGUUUGUUGUUAAUGGCUUUCCUACUCCGCUGACAAGUCAUUGCUUGAACUUCUUUAGCUCGUUCCCACCAUGCGUUUGGCUUUCCGGAAACUGCUGUCCAAAGAUCCCCCCGCUACAAGACUGGGUGGGAUCAAACCCACACCUCAUGCUCGCAGGUGAGCCAAUCAACGUGGUAGAUAAAUUUGUUUACCUGGGCAGCUGUAUAAGUUCCGGAGUUUUCACUGCGAUUGUGCGAUCCAUACUGCUUUAUGAAUCAGAGAACGCAUGA
This is a messenger RNA of Opisthorchis viverrini, 1524 nucleotides long. RefSeq lists its product as hypothetical. The record is from RefSeq and is a predicted model, not a curated record. The transcript is spliced from 9 exons. Gene Ontology annotation, molecular function: protein binding. The coding region runs from base 1 to 1524 and encodes 507 amino acids. NCBI's taxonomy places the organism in Eukaryota, Metazoa, Platyhelminthes, Trematoda, Opisthorchiida, Opisthorchiidae.